AUGGCCACCCGCCGGUGGUACCUCGAAACCUCCCCAGACGGCAAAUACCAAUUCGUCUCCCUCAAACGCUCCCGCUCUCACCAUCAUCACCGCCAUCAUCACCACCAUGAAGAACCGGCUCCGGCUCCGGCCCCCUGUCCAACUCCGACGCCAGCACCACCUCCUCCAGCCCACCACUGCUGCCGCGACGACUGCGCACACAUCACCGCGCCCGAACACAACGACCUCCUAGACCGCGAGCGCAAGCUCCGCGAAGCAAACGACGCCCUCGCCCGCGAAAACUACACCCUGAAAUGCGACCUCCAAGCCUCAGACGUUGAAGGCCGCCGCCUCUCGGCCCUGCUCAUCUCCGCGCAGGCGGAGAACCAGCUCCUGCGCGAGGAUAACGCCAGUCUGCGGCGGACGAUUGAGAGUUCGGGCGGGAACGCGGGCAAGUAUUUGCGGGAGGUGGAGAGGUUGAAGAAUAAGCUGCAAAAGGUCGAGAGGGAACUGGCGGCGCGAUUGAGGCAUGGUCCGCAUCAUCACCACCACUUCGGACACGGGCUCGGGCACGGGGUGGCGGAGAGGAUUGAGGAGUUGCGGAGGAUUGUGCGUGCGUGGGAGGGCAAGUAUGACGGCGUGGAGGAGCAGAAUCGGCGGUUGAGGAGGGAGUUGCAUGAGCAGCGGUGUGUUGUUGCGGGCCAGGAUGAGAGGAUUAGAGAGUAUGAGAGGAUUUUGAGGAGGCAUGGGUUUAGCAGGUACGAAUGA
This is a messenger RNA of Colletotrichum acutatum, 747 nucleotides long. RefSeq lists its product as uncharacterized. The record is from RefSeq and is a predicted model, not a curated record. Lineage: Eukaryota; Fungi; Ascomycota; Sordariomycetes; Glomerellales; Glomerellaceae. Bases 1 to 747 code for a protein of 248 amino acids. The transcript has a single exon.